Aethina tumida (small hive beetle) is the source of this 2953-nucleotide messenger RNA. Its product is annotated as sodium/potassium-transporting ATPase subunit beta-2-like. The record is from RefSeq and is a predicted model, not a curated record. Gene Ontology annotation, molecular function: ATPase activator activity. The coding region runs from base 171 to 1121 and encodes 316 amino acids. Lineage: Eukaryota; Metazoa; Arthropoda; Insecta; Coleoptera; Nitidulidae. The transcript is spliced from 7 exons. Gene Ontology annotation, biological process: intracellular potassium ion homeostasis; potassium ion import across plasma membrane; intracellular sodium ion homeostasis. Gene Ontology annotation, cellular component: sodium:potassium-exchanging ATPase complex.
CCGACGCCGACGCGUUCCCGCAGGAACCCGUCGCCGCACACAGUUCCUGUCUCUCUGUCGAGUCCCUCGCGCUUGAAAGGGGUUGGUCCGUUCAACGUCGAACCUUGUACCAGAGCACAGCCGGACGCAACGUCAGGAUCAGUUUAAUUGCGGGGAUUCACCGGUAAGAGAUGUCGGACAAGAAGGGCGAGUUUUACACCAGGCCGCCGAAGCUGGGCAAAUGGGAGGGAUUCAGGAAGUUCCUGUGGAACUCGGAGACCGGCCAGUUGAUGGGCAGGACUGGGUCCAGCUGGGGUAAAAUUCUGUUAUUCUAUUUAAUUUUCUACGCGGCACUUAUUGGUUUCUUCGCCGCCUUGCUGUCAAUAUUCUACCAAACGUUAGACGCGAAAAGACCAAAGUGGCAAUUAGACAGUUCGUUAAUUGGAAGUAAUCCAGGACUUGGAUUUAGGCCUAUGCCACCAGAGAGUAAUGUUGAGAGCACGUUAAUUUGGUAUAAAUCUAGCGAUAAGGGCAAUGUACAGUACUGGCAGAGGGAAAUUGAGAAGUUCCUCACUAUGUACAACAAGGACAAUAACCCGCACGCGGGCAACUUGGAGUCCUGCAACUCCUUCCAACGUCCAUCCGAAGGUAAAGUGUGCGACGUACCAAUGGACCAGACCUGGAGCCCCUGCCUCAAGCAACAGGGAUUCGGCUUCGAGUCCGACAAAGGUGGUCCGUGCAUUUUCCUCAAGCUCAACAAGAUUUAUGGCUGGGUGCCUGAAUACUACAACUCGUCCACCCUGCCCGAAGGCGACGUGAUGCCUCAAUCACUGAAGGACGUCAUCAUUGAGACUGAAAAAGAUCAGAAGCAUAAAAUGGUGUGGGUGACGUGCGAAGGCGAGAAUCCCGCCGACAAAGAGAACAUCGGCCCCGUACGAUUCAUUCCGGCCAGAGGUUUCCCAUCUCAAUAUUUCCCGUUCAAGAACGAGGACGGCUACCUUAGUCCCGUGGUCGCGGUCUGGUUCGAGGCACCCCGACGUGGCGUAUUGAUCAACAUCGAGUGCAAAGCCUGGGCGAGAAACAUCAUCCACGACAGGGUCGAGCGCAGAGGGUCGGUCCACUUCGAACUGAUGUUAGAUUAAGGCGGAGGCAUCGUUUCGACGUCGGCUCGGGGCUACUAACAACUGCCAUCACACUAAUAAAAAUACAACAAAAUACACAAAUUACAACAACAACAACAAGGCCGUUGGGGCUCGAAUUUCCAAUUUGAAAUAAAAACUAAUCUAAUUAAAAUUAAAAAAAUAACCAAAAAAAAAAUAAUAACAUUAAAUUAGCAUUGUAAACGGAGGUGACGGUCUAGUUAGCAUAUUUGAAACUUAGUUGAUACACGGAACCUUUUUAGCCGAGACCUCGGAACCUUUGUAGGGGUUUUGUUUUUCUUUUUUCUACAUAGACGUACCGGAUGGGAACGUUUCCGUUCCGGCGGGUGUCCCCCCUUCGUAGUAAAACGCAUUUGAUGGAAUUUAACACAAAAACGAAAGACGUUCUUUAUUUCCGUUGUCCGGUCUCUGUGAGGACAUAGUGGUUCAGUCUGGAUAGUUAGCUUUUAAGUGUUUUGUUUUACGAUUACUUGGCCAACCUCUGUGUGGAGGUUACGGCGGACCUGCAUUCGUCUUUGGGACGGGUGGACGUUCGUUUCAAUUGUUAGGCUGAUUUGUUGAGCGUUAACACAGUAAUAUGUGUAAAUUAUUUAAAAAAAAAUGAAGAACUCCAUACAGUCCGAUGCAAAAUACAAUAAAAAUAUACUUGUUAUUAUUGUAAAGUAUGAAAAAAAGUAAAUAAUAAUGUAUGUGUAUCGCAUACAAGAAGUAUUUCGUGUUGUGAUAGGAGCGAAUGAGAUAAAUUAUUUAUUUAUGAGUUGUGUACAUAAUAUUUCGUUGUAUAUUAGAUACUUUUUGCAAAAGUUACGGUUUUCAUUUCCUUUUUUAUAGGCAGUAACUCAGUUUUGAAGGCAUAAAGUUAACUUAAAUGUUAAGCACUGUUACCUAUGCUAGUUCUACUCCAGAACGAAGAUAUUGCAAAAAAAAGAUAUUGUUAUAAAUAGUAAUUACUUACAUAAGUGUUAAUUGUACUUUAGAGUCUAGAUCUUAUAGAAAAUAAUGAUAAUAAUUAUAUUCAGAUUUGUAAGAUUAAAGAGUAAACAGAUUAACAUUCGAUCUAAUCCAAGCGUAGGACUGAUUUGUUUUCGGGGUGCAUUUUGCAUAUCACAACCUAUCACCGGACAUGUGGAGACCGUGUCCACAACAUCACCAGCAAACCUUUGGCACAACGCACAACUCGACCCAAAAGACAAACAACCAACUCUCAUCCAAACGUCCAGAUGUGAUCGAAUCAACGAAACGUUAACAAUGUCUAAACCACAUCCACACAUACACACUCAAUUGAACAUCUGGGGGACCAUCAACUUUUACCAUGUAUAUCAUCAUUUUCGACGUUGCGGUGAUGUUGUGCGACUUUGUCUCGGACUUAAAUUAUAACUGGAGAUGUUUACUUAUUAGUUUUCGGUUGCUCAAUGGAUGCAAGCGUCGCCGCUUUACGAUUAUUCGCUAUACAUUUAAUCUCGUAUCAGCUAUAAUUUAAGUUGAUGGACAUAUUGAUCUCAAAACGAUGCUGAAUGAGGGAAACGGAGCGGUGCACCUUCACUCUUGACCGUUUCGUGGCAACCCGACGAAGAUGUAUGAAAAAAAAAAUGUUUUUGUGGUGGUUGGGUGCGAAAGGGUGUCGCAUAUUUUCAUCGCUAAAUACGCAUUGUUGUGCGCAUCAUCAGUAUAAAUAAAAUUAUUUACGUGGUUAUGUUGUUUCGAUGAGGAGAACAUGUGCACUGACACGUGCACCUUUAAACAAAUUCAAUAUGCUUUAAUGUAAUUUUUUUAAAAAAUAAAUAUAAAUAUUAAUAGUGGUUCUAACACAAUAA